Messenger RNA from Grosmannia clavigera kw1407, 375 nucleotides. Its product is annotated as cytochrome c oxidase subunit. Gene Ontology annotation, cellular component: mitochondrial inner membrane. The record is from RefSeq and is a predicted model, not a curated record. The transcript is spliced from 4 exons. NCBI's taxonomy places the organism in Eukaryota, Fungi, Ascomycota, Sordariomycetes, Ophiostomatales, Ophiostomataceae. Gene Ontology annotation, biological process: mitochondrial electron transport, cytochrome c to oxygen. The coding region runs from base 1 to 375 and encodes 124 amino acids. Gene Ontology annotation, molecular function: enzyme regulator activity.
AUGUUCCGCACUGCCUUUGCCCGCCGUGCUGCGCCAGCCGCACGCCGCCUUUACUCGACCCCCGUCGGCGCCUCGGGCGAGACCGCGUUCGUCCGCGAGCGCCGCGCCGUCAAGGAGCACGCCGGUGCCUCUGCUGAGCUCUGGCGCAAGAUCUCCAUCUACGGCACCAUCCCCUGCCUCAUUGGCGCCGGCAUCAACGCCUACUUCCUGUGGAACGACCACUGGAACCACUGGAACCACAUGCCCCCUCUGGAGGAGCGCACCGAGUACUCGUACCAGAACAUCCGCACCCGGAACUUCCCCUGGGGUGACGGCGACAAGACCAUCUUCUGGAACCCCCAGGUCAACUACCACAACAAGGACAAGCUCGCUUAA